CAGCUUGUCAUUCUCCAAAGAAGACCAGAUCACAACUAGUGGCCUAAGCAGCAUGGCUCCAUCGCUUCUUGCAACGGCAGGAGGACUUCUGUUCCUCUUCUCCUUCUCAUCGGCAGAAACCAGAGGAGACAACAUUGCAACAUGCACCCAAAAUGACGGCUUUGGAAACUACUGUCCUACAACAUGUGGAGUGGCUGACUACAUGCUGAGAUAUUUGUCAAGGGUGGACUAUGAUUUGGAUAAUUUGCUAGAGCAACUUGACUCAAUUGCCAAUUUGACCCAGGGGGCUGAAGAAAAAGUCAUCGACAUGAAAGAUUCUGCUGCUUCUGCCCAAAAGAGUUCCCAGCCAGACCCAUACUUCAAAAAAUCUUCAAGCAUACUGGAUGAAAUCGUUCGAUUUGAAAAGACCAUCAUUGCACAGGAACAUCAAAUAAAUUCGCUUCAGACUUUAGUUACAGACAAUGAGAGGAGAAUGUCAGACCUGAAACGACUCUCCCUUCAGCUGCACCAGAGAUGCAGCGAGCCCUGCAAAGACUCGGUUGAGAUCCAGAUCCUCACAGGAACAGACUGCCAGGAUAUUGCAAACAAAGGUGCCACCACCAGUGGCCUUUAUUAUGUGAAGCCAGCAAACGCCCCCGAGCAGUUCCUGGUCUAUUGUGAGAUUGACAGCUUUGGACGCGGCUUUACAGUAAUCCAGAGGAGACGCGAUGGUAGCGUGGACUUCAACAAGGACUGGAACCAGUACAAGAAUGGCUUCGGCUAUCUCUCACCGGAUGACACCACAGAGUUCUGGCUCGGUAACGAGAAGAUGCAUCACCUGACGGUCACCCCUACUACCAUGCCGACUGUGCUGAGGAUAGAGAUUGUUGACUGGGAGGGCAACAAAAAAUAUGCCGACUACACCAUGUUCAAAGUGGGAGCAGAGAGUGACAUGUACCGGCUGACGUACGGCUACUUCUUGGGCGGUGAUGCUGGAGACGCCUUCGACGGCUUUGACUUUGGUGAUGACCCCAGUGACAAGUUCUACACGUCUCACAACGGCCAGCAGUUCAGCACCUUCGACAAGGACAACGACAAGUACAAUGGGAACUGUGCUCAGCAGGACGGCUCCGGCUGGUGGAUGAACAGAUGUCACGCUGCACAUUUGAACGGCAAAUACUACCAGGGUGGCCAGUACUCACAAAAGGAUGCAGGUGAAUCUGGCUUCGACAAUGGCAUUAUCUGGGUUACAUGGCACAACCGCUGGUACUCCCUGAAGGAGACCACCAUGAAGAUCAUUCCCCUCAGCCGCCUCACAGCGGGCGGUGGACAGCAUACUGGAGUGAAACAGUUUGGCGGACUUGGAGAUAUCUAAAGAAACAGACAAACAAGCUUGUGGUCUGUUUAGGCUGCAGUUAAGUUGUUAAUCACAACAGCACCGAAUCCGCAUUUAAAGAAUGGUUCAUCCCAAAAUCAAACAGUUUAUAAAUGUAGUAUUUUUCCUCUUACUUGAACUGCUAUUUAUCAAUCUAGAUUGUUUUGCUUUGAAUUGCCUAGUUUUGGAGGUAUCGGCCAUAGUGAUGUCUGCCUUUUCUCUCUAAUUUAAUGGGAUAGUAUGGCUCUCUGCUUGAGGUGCGCAGUGCCCAAAGAUUACAUUUGAAAAACUCAACAGCAACGUCUCUUUCCAGAAAUCCUGACCUGGUUACUCAAGAUAAUCCACUGACAUUGUUGUGAGCAGUUUAAUGAAUGAAGUUCCAUGAAACAGCUCACAACAAGGUCUGUAGAUUGAAAGAAUAGCACCACCUGUAAGAGGAAAAAUGUGUUUAUAAGGAUUUUGUGGUGAACUCUCCCUUUAAAUGAAAUGAUAGUCUCCAUGGGAAAUUUCUGACUUUAUGAUGUGUGAUGCUUGUGCAUGUUUUACUGAUCUGACGCUGCAGGACAUUGUGUCUCAAUGUUGUUUAGCACACUAAAUAACGCCUUUUCUUAAAAUACUCAUUACUUCAUUGUCUUAGUUUGUACUCUGUUGAUACAACCUGCAGAGUCCAUGUUGCAAGCUUAAAAAUAAAUGAUCAAAAAGGAUAUGUGUCUGAAUUAACUCUGCAAAAAGUUUGUCAUUGUGCACCAGAAUGACCGGAAAUAUACACCUGUAUGUAUGUACAAUACAACAGCCUUGAAAUAAAUACCAUCUUAAACGUAAA
This is a messenger RNA of Anoplopoma fimbria (sablefish), 2177 nucleotides long. RefSeq names its product fibrinogen gamma chain (gene fgg). The record is from RefSeq and is a predicted model, not a curated record. Gene Ontology annotation, biological process: protein polymerization; blood coagulation; platelet activation. Gene Ontology annotation, molecular function: signaling receptor binding. The transcript is spliced from 9 exons. NCBI's taxonomy places the organism in Eukaryota, Metazoa, Chordata, Actinopteri, Perciformes, Anoplopomatidae. Gene Ontology annotation, cellular component: fibrinogen complex. The coding region runs from base 53 to 1354 and encodes 433 amino acids.